AAGUACCAUGCUUCAUUCGUGCAAACUGAACCUACCGGCUGCUCAUGUGGAACGCCACGUCAAACGCGAGAGCACUUAUUACGUGGCUGUCCGCUAUUCACAUGCCAACGCAUCCACUUGCGCGCAGUAUCCCACAUCAGCAUACUCAACAAGAUCCUGGGUAUGGAGAGGGAGAUAGAGGCGCAAGCAAAACUCAUUCAUGAGCCUGACGCUUUCAAGGAG
Molecule: messenger RNA, 222 nt
Organism: Suillus plorans
Lineage: Eukaryota; Fungi; Basidiomycota; Agaricomycetes; Boletales; Suillaceae
Exons: 1
Source: RefSeq, a predicted model, not a curated record